Neltuma alba is the source of this 428-nucleotide messenger RNA. RefSeq names its product 60S ribosomal protein L30-like. The record is from RefSeq and is a predicted model, not a curated record. Lineage: Eukaryota; Viridiplantae; Streptophyta; Magnoliopsida; Fabales; Fabaceae. Bases 90 to 425 code for a protein of 111 amino acids. The transcript is spliced from 4 exons. Gene Ontology annotation, molecular function: RNA binding.
AAAAACCCUAGUCCCUCACCAUAACCGCGUCCCUCUGCGCCUCUCGCCUCUAGGUUUUCUGCAGCUGCUCUCUCCGGGAGAAUUCCACCAUGGUUGCCGCCAAGAAGACGAAGAAGACCCAUGAGAGCAUCAACAACAGGCUCGCUCUUGUCAUGAAGAGUGGGAAGUAUACUCUGGGUUACAAAACGGUCCUCAAAUCCCUUAGGAGCUCUAAAGGAAAACUGAUUAUCAUUGCCAACAAUUGUCCACCUCUGAGAAAGUCAGAAAUAGAGUACUAUGCCAUGUUGGCUAAAGUUGGAGUUCACCAUUACAAUGGAAACAACGUUGAUUUGGGCACCGCAUGCGGCAAAUAUUUCAGAGUGUGCUGCCUCAGCAUUAUCGAUCCUGGUACCUUGAGCUGUUUAGAUCUAACAUCAAUAUGGUGAAGG